This is a messenger RNA of Adineta steineri, 2019 nucleotides long. The record is from the annotation of a GenBank genome assembly. NCBI's taxonomy places the organism in Eukaryota, Metazoa, Rotifera, Eurotatoria, Adinetida, Adinetidae.
AUGUGUGUUUGUCAAGAAUGUUUUUAUGGUGAUAAAUGUCAAUUCACUACAAAACAUUCUGGUCUUUCACUUGAUUCAAUUUUAGGUUAUCAUAUAUAUCCACAUCUAUCGUUAAGUCAACAGCCUUCACCUGUUCAAAUUAGUAUAGCUUUCGGAACAUUAAUACUUAUUAUUGGUGUUAUUAGUGGAAUUCUAUCAAAUCUAACAUUUCAAGUAAAAUCAACUCAAAAAACAGGUUGUGGCCUUUAUCUUUUUACUUCAUCAAUUACAUCGAUUCUAGUCGUCAUUUUUUUCUAUAUCAAAUUAUGGAUACUUAUUUCUUCUCAAAUGAAUACUAUAACAGGACGAUCUUUUCUUCUAUUCAAUUGUAUUUCAAUUGAAUUUAUUCUUCGAUUUCUAUUAGCAACGACUGAUUGGUUACAUGCUUUUGUGACGAUUGAACAAUUUUUUGUUGCUUUUCUAGGUAUUAAUUUUGAUAAGGCAAAAAGUCGACAAUUUGCUAAACGAAUUAUAUGUAUGAUUUUCGUAUUGACUGCUGUAUCAAUUGUUCAUGAUCCAAUUCAUCGUCGUCUAAUUGAUGAUAUAGAUGAGGAAAGAACAUGGUGUCUGGUUAAAUUUACAUCGAAAGUGGAAAUUUAUAACAGAUUUAUUAAUAUAUUUCAUUUUAUUAUUCCUUUUUCACUAAAUGUUAUUUUAGUCAAUAGUAUUAUGAUUAUUACCGCAAGACAACGUUCAUCUGUACAAGGAACAUUUACCUUUCGACAACAAUUAAAACUUCGAUUUCAUCGUCAUAAACAUCUUAUUCUUAGUUCAAUUUUAUUGAUUAUCUUGGAAUUACCUCGUCUAAUUAUUUCCUUUUUACCUAAUUGUAUGAAAUCACCAAAGGAAUACAAAUUAUUUUUGGCUCUGUUAUGCUACCUUAUAUCUUUACUUAUCUUUAUCAUUUUUGGUUCCCAAUAUUUAUUAUUCUUUCAUAAAAGUUCAUCAUCAUCAUCAAUACCACCAUGUGUAUGUCGAAAUCAUUUAAAUGAACCUGUGGAUUGGUUUAUCAUAUAUAAAUUACCACGACUUUCACAUUCAGUUGAUCCUAAUGUUGCUAAUGGUACUGGUUAUAUCUAUUUAGAUAGUUCAUCAUCUUUAGAUAAAUGGCGUUUUUCAAGUGAAAGUAUUGAUACACCAUCAUCAUUAACUGGUUUAACAUUAGGACCAUUAUAUAAAUUUAAAGAAUAUUCAUUUCUAUUUUAUAAUGAUCAACCACCUAAUAUACCUAUUUCAUUAGUCUUUGGUCAUUCAAAAGGUGUUGUCGCAUUUGAUGAUAGUACACAAACCGGAUUUUGGCUUGUACAUAGUGUACCACGUUUUCCUCCACCGAUUGUACAAGGAUAUGGAUAUCCUGAUUCAGGUCGUGUAUUUGGUCAGACAAUGUUAUGUAUGACACUUAAUACAUCUACGUCGUUACCAAUAAAUUCAAUAGAUUUACUAUCUACACAUUUUAUGUUUACACGUCCAUUAGUUUUUAAUUCCAGUUUAACUUCAUCUGCAAUUAAUCGUUAUCCAAUUCUUUCAAAUAGUAUUAUUACAAAUAAAGGUCAUAUUACUGAACCACCAUAUACUCGUUUUUAUCCAUUAAAUAUUUCAUCGAUUGAAAUUCAUACAUUUUCAAAAUAUGGUUUAUCUAAUAUCGAUAUGUUAAGUGAAUUGAUAGUACCUACACUUGGCACGUCAAUGUUAAGUGAAACAUGGUCAAAUGGUAGACAAAUUAAUUUACCAUCAAACUGUACAGGUCAAUAUCAUACUGAAAAUAUUGAAAAAUUAUCAUUUAAUUUUACUGUACAUCAUGAUCAUUCGAAAUGGCUUGUUAGUAAUGAUGAUUCAUGGGUAUGUAUUGGUGAUAUGAAUCGACAAGCUGAACAGAAAGUUCGACAUGGUGGUUUUGCAUGUAUUAAUGAUAAACGUAUACAACAACGGUUUCGACAACUUGUCUCAGAGAUUGAACCGUGUCCAAAGAAGAAAAAAUAA